Zeugodacus cucurbitae (melon fly) is the source of this 1485-nucleotide messenger RNA. RefSeq names its product retinol dehydrogenase 12-like. The transcript has 2 exons. The record is from RefSeq and is a predicted model, not a curated record. The coding region runs from base 226 to 1284 and encodes 352 amino acids. Lineage: Eukaryota; Metazoa; Arthropoda; Insecta; Diptera; Tephritidae.
GCCAGAGGCUUUAGUGUUUGGCGGCCGGUGGUUGUAGCAGGCAGUGUAUUAGCCAGGUUAUUAAAAGAAAGUCACAAAAUUACUACGCACCGAAACGAAAUUCGAAAGCAACUACUGAAAUUCGAACAUACUUGGACUAAGUGGUGCAGUGAUGCCGAUGGAAGUUAGUAGUUGGCAGUUAGUUGUCUGUAACGACGCCUAAAAGAAAGUUGCAUUCCAUUGAAUAUGCCGGAUGAAGUACUCAGCCCUUUGGAAGACGAGGAAAAAUCAUUGUGUUUUCGCGGUCCCUGGGCUUGGCUGGUGCUCAUCACAGUCUGUUGUAUCGGCAUUGCUGUGAUCAUGUGGCUGCUGCGCAAGUGUGUACAGGGGCCCUUUUAUUGUAAAAAGACACGCAUCGACGGUAAAGUAGUGAUCGUGACGGGCUGUAAUACGGGCAUCGGCAAGGAGACAGCCAUGGAGCUGGCGCGUCGGGGUGGACGUAUUUACAUGGCUUGUCGCGACGCAGCGCGUUGUGAAGCCGCACGUUUGGAGAUCAUUGAACGCACACAAAACCAAAAUGUAUUCAACCGCACACUGGACUUGGCUUCAUUGUCAUCGGUGCGCCAAUUUUCCGAACGUUUUCUGGCAGAAGAGCAACGCCUGGACAUUCUUAUAAAUAAUGCCGGUAUAAUGGCCACACCGCGCAAGCUUACCGUAGACGGCUUCGAGCAGCAGUUUGGUGUGAAUCACUUGGGUCACUUUUUGCUGACGAAUUUGCUGUUGGAACGCCUAAAGACGAGCGCACCCAGCCGCAUUGUGGUGGUAAGUUCAGCGGCCUACAUUUGCGGACGCAUCAACAAAAACGACUUGAACAGUGAGAAGCACUAUUCAAAAUUUCUGGGCGCCUACUGUCAAAGCAAGUUGGCCAACAUUUUGUUCACACGAAAGUUGGCUGAACUGCUUAAGAAUACGGGCGUAACCGUCAACUGCGUUCAUCCCGGUAUAGUGCGCACUGAAUUGGGUCGCUACAGCAUUGCUACACAUUGGUUCAAUGCGAUUUGGUUGCGCGUAUUCGGCUGCUUCGUGAAAACGCCCAAAGCCGGUGCGCAGACAAGUUUGCGUGUAGCAUUGGAUCCGGCGCUAGAGAAGUGCAGCGGUGGCUUCUACGCCGACUCGACCAGUUUGCCGUUACUGUCGAAAGCCAAGGACAAGGAGAUGGCGGAUUGGUUAUGGAAAGAGAGCGAAAAGCUGGUCGGCUUGCAGGGAACGACGAAUGCAGUGCAAACAAUAGUAGUGGAUCAAUGAAGCUGUGUCAAAGCUACGUAUCGCGUCUUUCUGAAGAAAUGUUUCAGUCUUUGUCAUAACUGUUCGUUUUCUGAUUAUAAUCACAUAAUUUUUAAGUUUCUACAAAUAUAUACUCAUAUUACACACAUAUAAUUAUUUAUUUCGACAUGAAAUAAAAACAACAACAACACUGAGAGUGAUAGCACCUUAGUUCAAACGAAA